CUUCCGGGUGACCCACCAAGUCUGCAACAAAGACUAUUGGCAGACCAAACCAGAGCAUCACAUUCUUUGCCUGAAACUAUUUUACACUUCCCUGGGGACUUGCAAGGAAUAAGUGACAGAGUCGGAAGAUCAGAGAAAAAGUCUUCGGGGCCUGAGGAAGUUUGUAAAACGUGCCCCAAAUCCUGCAAGUGUGUCUGCCCUCUGCUGAGCCACCAUGAGCGACUGGAGCUUCCUGAGAGAGUUCCUGGAGGAGGUGCACAAGCACUCCACAGUGAUCGGCAAGGUCUGGCUCACGGUGCUCUUCAUCUUCCGCAUGCUGGUGCUGGGCACGGCGGCCGAGUCCUCCUGGGGCGAUGAGAAGGCCGACUUCCAGUGCGACACCAUGCAGCCGGGCUGCGAGAACGUGUGCUACGACCAGGCCUUCCCCAUCUCGCACAUCCGCUACUGGGUGCUGCAGAUCAUCUUCGUGUCCACGCCGUCGCUCGUGUACAUGGGCCACGCCAUCCACACGGUGCGCACGCAGGAGAAGCGCCGGCUGCGCGAGGCCGCCCACGGGGCCGGGGAGGGCCAGGCCGCCGGCCCCUACGGGUACCCGGCGGCCGAGAAGACGGAGCUGUCCUGCUGGGAGGAGGCCAACGGGAAGGUCGUCCUCCGGGGCACGCUGCUCAACACCUACGUGUGCAGCAUCCUGAUCCGCACCACCAUGGAGGUGGCCUUCAUCGUGGGCCAGUACCUGCUCUACGGGAUCUUCCUGGACACGCUGCACGUCUGCCGCCGCAGCCCCUGCCCGCACGCCGUCAACUGCUACGUGUCGCGGCCCACGGAGAAGAACGUGUUCAUCGUGUUCAUGUUGGCCGUGGCCGGGCUGUCCCUCUUCCUCAGCCUGGUCGAGCUCUACCACCUGGCCUGGAAGAAGCUCAGGCCGCGGCUGGCCCACGCGGGGCAGGGCAGGGCCGAGUGCCAGCUGCCCGGCCCCUCCGCGGGCGAGGCCCCGGGCUGCACGCCGCCCCCCGACUUCAGCCAGUGCCUGGAGAACGGUCCCGGGGGCAAGUUCUUCAGCCCCUUCAGCAAUAGGAUGGCCUCCCAGCAGAACACAGACAACCUGGCCGCCGAGCAGGUGCACGGCCAGGAGCAGAUGCCCGGGGAGGGCUUCCUUCACAUCCUCUACGCCCAGAAGCCCAAGGUGCCCAACGGCAGUGGCUCCCCGGGGCAUGGCCUCCCCCAGGGCUACCAGAGGGACAAGCGCCGGCUCAGCAAGGCCAGCAGCAAGGCCAGGUCAGACGACCUCUCGGUGUGACCCGCCCGUGUGGGGGGCCAGGACCAGGUGGGGACCACGGGGGCUCGGAGAAGGAAGAGGGGUUCUUCCGACCCCACCUGUCCCUUCUCAUCACCGCUCUGCUCCUUUUGGGCCAGGGCUGUCCGAGAACUAGCCAGGCCUCUGUCUCUUCCCCAUCCUCUGCCCGGUUCCCUCAGUGGACACUCUCAGGUUACCGUGCUCGCUGAACAGGGGGGCGUAAGGGAAGGGAACCUAGCCAGAGAGGCAGGCUAAUUCUCUCCAUACCAGCCACACGCCAGAGGGUCCUCCCCGUCUCUGUGGCUCCUGUGAACUGAGUGCCCUUCCUCCUGCAAGGAAGGCCCCGGAGCUGCCAGCCAGGAAAGAGCAUGAGCCACGGAACUUGCAUGAGGAGCGCUCUCGAAUCUGUGGUUUCCACGGGCCACGCCGUGGAGGCAGUGAGGUUGCCAGGGGCCCCCUCAGCUGCCACUGCCUCUGCCUCUGCCCAGUCUUACCUAAAAAGAGGUCCUUGGAGCUUGCCCAGUCGCCUCGACUUUACAAGUGCCUUGGAAUGUCUGCCUGGCAAAUGUCUCCCCUUUGCUGGGCCAGGGGGUGCACGCUCCCCCCUGGAGCCGCUGUGCACAGACCCGCUGGAAUUCCUGUAACCACCUGUCCUGUCCCUCCUUACAGGUCAGCCCGAUGACAGAAACCCUCCCCUCCAGGCCACCCGUGGCUGCUCCCCCAGCGCUCCCCUAAAGGCCUGACCAACCAGCGGGCCGGGGAGCCAUCGUCCUCGCUCAGAUCCCGACCAGAUCCCCAGCCACAGAGGCCAGGGGAAUCUCCCCAGGUCUGAUUAAAACAACAAGAACAUUGCGCUUCUCAGAUGCCCCUUGGGGGGAAAAAAGCAAGUCUGCUGUGAAGAUGAAAAUUAAAAGAGGAGAGAAAAUACUGGAAAAUGAUUCUUUUUCUUCCUAUUUAUUUCCCUUGCUGACUGCCAAUUAGAGUGCCAGAAGAGGGAUGAUGACAGCGAUGGAAGCCCCCAGAUCCUUCUGCCCCUGAGGAGGGCAUAGUCAUCGAGGGGAAACGCCAGAUCUCGUGGCAGGGUUCUCAUUUAAGAGCACAGAGAUCCCUGUGUCCUGAUGAAACCACCAGGAGGCGACUUCCGAGAAGCCCUCUCUGCCCAGGGACUGGCCUGGUUUCUCUAUUCAGUCCAUCCCUGAUGGGUUGCCAUUUUGGAUGACGGUCAAGGAUGCUCAGAAUUGGACUCUGAGAUGUAUAGGGGAAUGGUUACUUUUAACAAAGUGUGUGUGUGUGUGUGUGUGUGUGUGUGCACGUGCAUGCACGCACACUCAUGCACGCUGAUGGGGUGGGUGAAGGGAAAAGGAGGUCUGACAUGAGGAAAGGAAACCUUGGAGAAACCUGUUCUUUCCCCUCCCCCUCAGGUGCCUCCCAGAGGGGCGAGCCGCAUUGUCUUCAGCGUCAUCAGCCCAAAUGGAUGGGCAUGAGGGGUUGGGACAGGAGGGUGUGGGCUCAGACGGAGGCUGGGCCCGUAGCUCACCUGGCCAUCUCCUGGCCCCUCUGCUGGUGUUUGGAAGCUAUUGGUGGGUGCAAAGAAGGCUGAUGGCAGAGGGAACUGACUGUGAUACACUCUUAUCUAUUGUCCGGCGCUGGCCUCAAGACUUUCCAAAACAAAGCACAAAAGACGCUCUCUCCUUCCAUCUCUGAAAUCUUUGUCUUGUGAAAUGUGUGUUUUUGAUUUAGAGAUGCUGUGAGAUCAGUUUUUUUGAUGAUGGGAAAAAGAAAAUAUCAUGUGCCGUUUGUCUUAAUAAAGUCUGGCUCUCUGUUU
This is a messenger RNA of Pipistrellus kuhlii (Kuhl's pipistrelle), 3119 nucleotides long. It is a transcript of the gene GJA5, whose product is annotated as gap junction protein alpha 5. The coding region runs from base 215 to 1297 and encodes 360 amino acids. The record is from RefSeq and is a predicted model, not a curated record. The transcript has 2 exons. Gene Ontology annotation, cellular component: connexin complex. Lineage: Eukaryota; Metazoa; Chordata; Mammalia; Chiroptera; Vespertilionidae. Gene Ontology annotation, biological process: cell communication.